AUGAGCUACGAAGUGCCUAUCAAGAAGUUGCCGACAAAACACAGUGACAAUGGCAAGAAAGAAACAAAAAAAGUAAAUGUAACUUGGUCUCGCUUGCUCAAGCGCAUUGGCAAUAAGCUGGAAAAGCUAGCAGAGUUAAAGGUGCGUUUUAGCAUACACACCAUGUAUCAAAAGCGUUGUUUGAUGCGUCAGUUUGCGACAAAGCAAGCAAAGCUUGUUUAA
Peronospora belbahrii is the source of this 222-nucleotide messenger RNA. Lineage: Eukaryota; Oomycota; Peronosporomycetes; Peronosporales; Peronosporaceae. The record is from the annotation of a GenBank genome assembly.